GUCUCGCCGCGCGCACGCACACCGCACCGGUCGCGAGUCGCCGUCGCACCGUUUUCGCGUUACAUCCCGUUCGUCUUCCGGGUCGCGGAACCAUGCGACAUUUCGCCACCGCCGCCGGUCUUCCGCGGUGUCCGAACCACGUAGUCGCUCCGUCACCGCCGCCGCCAUCGCCGUCGCCGUCACCUCCAUCACCUGCUCGGCCGUCCGCUCGCCACUUGUUGACAGAAACCGGGAAACUCGUCACCGACGAGUCGCGGUUCUUUUUCUCGGCCGUUUUUCCUCCGCACCGAUGUCCGCGGGUUCCUCGAGUGGAAAACUCACGAUUAUAAUUAUACAUUGUUAUCGCUAUCGUUACCAUCGUGGUACGAUAGCACUCGCACACCACAACAUUUAGGCAUAUAUUAUAUUAUUAUUACAAUAAGCUGUUUUGCACUCGCAUCGUCAACUUUUCGGGUGGUGGGUUCGACUAACGACGGACGAGAGCCGCGGGUCAUUUAAAUAUUAUAUAAUAAUAUAUUACACAUAUAUUAUAUACAUGGAGGUUCCGAGGGACGCCAAUCAGAGCAGUGGCGCGUUGUGGGACUAUGGCGGGCUGGACGGUUGGCCGUGGCAGGAGUAUCGGAUGAGGUACUCUCCCGAGGUGACAGUGCUGUUCUGCAUCGCGUACGCGGCCGUGUUCGUGGUGGGCUUCGUAGGCAACAUUUCUGUGGUGCUGGUGGUGUACAAGAACGUGAGGAUGCAGUCAUCGCCCACCAACAUAUUCAUCGUCAACCUGGCCAUUGCCGACCUGCUGGUCAUCGUCGUCUGCGUGCCGUUCACGCUCAUCGGCAGCAUCACCACCGAGUGGCGAUUGGGACUGGUCAUAUGCAAACUCGUGCCGUACUUUCAAGGGGUGUCCGUGAACGCUUCGAUAAACACGUUGAUGGCCAUAUCCGUGGAAAGAUGCUUGUCCAUUUGCUACCCCAUGAGUCCGGUGGGUAAAGGCGUCUGUAAGCGGGUCGUGGUCAUCAUAUGGAUUAUUUCACUCACCAUAACCAUGCCGUGGGCAAUAUACUUCGACCUUCAGCCCAUGGAGGAAGGCAGCGACAAUCAGAUUUGCCUGGAGUCAUGGCCGACCGUGGAGAGUGGCAACCUGUACUUCGUGCUGGCCAACCUGUUGCUGUGCUACGUGCUGCCACUGACGGUGAUCGCCGUGUGCUACAUGUUCAUCUGGCAGAAGGUGAGCCGUCGCAAGGUGCCCGGUGAGCCGAUGCACAACGGCGCCAACAUGGUGCAGCGGUCCAAGAUGAAGGUGAUCACCAUGAUCAUGUACGUGGUGGUGCUGUUCGCGGUAUCGUGGCUGCCACUUUACGUGGCGUUCUCGCUGAUCAAGUUCUGGCCACUUCCGCCGGCCGUCGAGAGCUACACGGUCGCCUCUCUGCCGGUCGCGCAGUGGCUGGGCGCCGCCAACUCGUCCAUCAACCCGCUGCUGUACGCCAUCUUCAACCACCGGUUCCGAGACGGUUACCGGGCCUUGUUGUCCGGCAAGAUUUGCCAAGCAUUCGACUACAGCAACUCGGUGAGGUACUUGCGCGGCGGCCGGGCCGGCACCGUGGCCGCGGCCGCGUUCAAGCGGACCAACAACAACAACAACGACAACGGCCGCUGCGACCGCAACCGCAAAACCAUCGGCGCCAUAUACGUGCACGCUGCGCGGUCUCAGCUUCAGCAGCACACGGCUCAGCAGCGGCGACCUGUCCAGCAGCGACCUGUUCAGCAGCGUCCCUCGACACAGCAGCUGUAUCCACCCACCAACCGACUCGUCAAGUCGUCGUCGGUCAGGGAGACACACGUUGCCGAAGGGUCUGCUGGUUCCGUGGUGCAGUUCUGUUCGACAAAAUGCGAAAACUCGUUCGUGUGACCUCCGACACCCACACCACUUUCCCGCCCACAUGCAGCCGCAGAUAUUGUGUGUAAACAUAAUAUAAUUUGUAGACUGUACUAUGAUGUAUACCUAUAAUCUACACAAUUAUAUAUAAUACUAUAAUAAUGUGUUACUGUGGACCAUAGGUGUGCGCAGACUUACGCGGCUGAUGAAGAGUGCCCCUAGAUAAAUGGUCAUAAUUUCAUCGCCUUAAAAAUAUUUACUAUCAUCAUUAUUAUUCCAAUAAUAUGCUUCUUAUUAGAAAAAUGAAAAUGAUAGAUUUUUCAACAUUUUUUUAUGUUAAAAAAUAAAAUGAUAUUUUUAUAAAGACGUGAUUAUUGAGAAGAAUAUAAUAUAAUUUGAUAAUUCUUUUCACAUAAUUAAGCCAUAAACAUCGAUCGUACUAAGAUAUUAUUUGUUGUUUCUAACAUGAGUUAUUUUGAGAUUUUGUUUAUAUGCCCCAAAAAAAAAAUUAUCUUGCUAGCCCGCAAGGUAUACAAGUGCAUGCCCUGCAUACCCCAUGGCGCGCCUAAGCUGUAGAUAUUAGGCAACGGACUAUCGGACUUUAUUUUCACGAACGUUCGGAAACGUCACACAAUUGCUGUCGAUUGAACGCGCUAAAACAAUAUUCGAUAAUGUCCUGGUACUUUAAUACACCGGAAGCAGUGUUUGAAUCCAGAAAACAUUAGAAGUGGGGUGCAAAAGUUUAAAAAAAAUGUGCGUACCUGAAUAUUUAAAUAUCUUAUUGAUUAGGAUAUUAUAUAAUCGUAAGGAUUACGCAUAAAUAUUUACUUAUUAAAAGAAGUACCAUACUGUAAUAAUAUGAUAAAGACACACGUCAGACGCACAAAAUAUAUGAUAUAUUAUUCGCGUGAAAUGAAAAAAAUAGAAUGGAUGACUGCCCCAUCGUUCCAAUCCGAUAUCAUAAGUAUGUUAUGCGUCAUAUUUUAUUAUAUUCACGUACUUAUUAGAAUGUUGUACGCGGUCUAUUAUAUUAGUUUACAAACUUCAUCAGAUUAGGAAUUCCUCCGGAAACGGCUGCGGCGUUAGCCCGUAUUAAUAUAUUAUAAUAUUAUUAUACACAAAAUACAACGGCACGCGAAUGUCGUGAAAUAGAAUUAGAUCGGGCAUUCCAAUCACCAAUAAUUUUGACGCGCGUGAUCACGACCAAAUCUGAAUAAAUUUCAAGUUAAAGGUCUCCGCUCAAUCAUAUCGCCGGAGUCUACCUAUAUAAUAUAAUAUAUAAUAAUAUAAAAUUAUGAUAUACGUCCUUCGAGGUGCUGGCUGCUAUGAUUUAUCUCGAUUUCUAUUAAUUUAUAUUAUACAAGUAGGUAUUUUUAUACAAAUAUUAUGCCAUGUGCUCGCCAUUAUUAUUUUCCGUAUAUAUAUGAUGUGUUUGAUGUGACGCCAUCGAAAACUGGCAAUGUAAUUGUUGAAUUAAUCUAACUGUAAAAUAUAAAAUAAAAAUUAUUGAACAUCGUCGUAACUCAUACUUAACUAUACACUAUAAGUGAUAACGUAAGACUCGUUAUAAUAUAUUAUUAAAAAAACGAUAAUAGUUUUUAAAAAUAAUUUUUUUCAUAAUUUUAACUCAUUAAAUAACAACAAUUGUCUAAUUUCUAUAUAAAAUUAAUUGUUUUGCUAUUUUUUAUCGUUAUCAAUUUAUACAACAUGCAUUUUUAAUACUUUAUUCCAGAAAAAAAUAUUUUUUGGAGUACUUAGACGUAUUACGAUCGGAUUUUGGACUAGUAGUCUAUGAGUUAUAAGUAUUUAAAGUUGAAAAUGCUGAACCAGAUGAUGAUUUAGAGAAUACAGCAUACAUCUUGUUGAGGGAAGAGAGAAAAAUUGGUUUGAAAAUCGAUGAGGAAAAGACAAAAAUGUUGAUUCGUAGUGACUUAAAACAAUGUAAAAUAAAUAUUUUCAAAAACGUAACAGUUAAUGAGUGUCUUACGUGAAACAGAUAAACUUGUAGUUUUUGCUAAUAACAACAACCACGACGAUGACAAACAUGAAAUAAAACAGUAGAAAAAAAAUUAGAAUACAUCAUAUUUAUACAUACGCGGUUUGUCUUGGAACAUAACCAAGACGUUAUAUUAUAUAUUUUUUAAUGUUAUAUUGCGUCCGAUAAUUUGUGAAAAUGUUGACUGUGACGACCCAACUAAAAUGCUGCUGUGCAGUAAUUUAUACCGUAAAUAUUAUAUCAAAAACGAAACAUAUUAUUAUAUAUAUUUAUAUACGAUAUAUGUAUAUUAUAACAUGUAUCCCACUGCCUUUGUAGUGUUCAUUUAUUGUUACAUAAUAAUGUAUUGUAAUAUUAUGUUAUCAUUAUUCAUUAGUGUUAUUUCGUUUUAUGUCACGUAUAAUAGUAUAAGUUAUAAUAUAUUAUAAAUAUAUCAAAUAUGUAUAACAACUAUACGUUCCCGCUCAAAUGUAUAUUCGUGUAUAAUAAUCGGUUGAAAACGAACAGCCUCGAGAUCUCAUCACGAAUGUGUAUAAUAACGCACAAUAAUAGUAAUAAUAAUAAUAAAAAUAAAUAAUUUAAGUUUAAACUUAUAAUGAAUUAUAUUUUAUAGACGCCGAUCAAAUAUUAUUAUUUAGUGUUCUAGUAUUUCUAAUUGUACUCGCGUUUCGCCAUCGUUGCAGUGGUAUGUCUUAACAGUAUUACCUAUUAUUAUUAUAAUAGUUAUUGACUUAUUUUUUUAACCUACAUUAUUAUAAGGUUUUAUUGUUUUAUAUUGUUUUUUAUUAUUAUUAUUAUUAAACUAUACUGUUGUCAUUUGUAUCUGAGCGCGAUAGAAAUCGUAGUAAUAAUCUACACGAAAAACUCGUAAAUCGUAAUAAUAAUAAUAUAAUAUUAGUUUACGAUAGGUAUAUUAAAUUAUUACAAUUAUUCAUACUUCAUAAUAAUAUUAGGAACAGCAAUUUUAUACGUUAAUAAAAUGCGUUGUUAAUAUUAUUUUAUACGUAACAAUAUAAUUAUUAUAUCUGCAUAAUUAGUUGAACUGUUGAUAUACACGAAACGCCGCCUGCAGAAGCACAUAUUUUAUAUUAUAUAAAAAUACAUUCAUAUUAUAAUAGGUAAUACGUCAUUA
Acyrthosiphon pisum (pea aphid) is the source of this 4995-nucleotide messenger RNA. RefSeq names its product neuropeptide SIFamide receptor-like. Gene Ontology annotation, biological process: G protein-coupled receptor signaling pathway. The coding region runs from base 536 to 1900 and encodes 454 amino acids. The transcript is spliced from 4 exons. Gene Ontology annotation, molecular function: G protein-coupled receptor activity. Gene Ontology annotation, cellular component: plasma membrane. NCBI's taxonomy places the organism in Eukaryota, Metazoa, Arthropoda, Insecta, Hemiptera, Aphididae. The record is from RefSeq and is a predicted model, not a curated record.